UUUCGAGUUUCGACUAUUUUACGCUUUGCGCACCGAUAGCUGACUGAUAUAGUAUACAAAGCAAAAAGGCUGGGUGGAUUGGCACGUGUUCACAACGACCUGAGACGGGGUGUUAGCGGAUAUUUGCUUUUUUAGUCGAAUUAUCACACAAAAAUGCAACGUCCCGUCGAAGCAACGAUCGAUAAAGUUUCCCUGAAACCGAAUAAAAUACAACCGAUUAUUGUUCAUUUUCAAAAUGGAAAGCUGAAGGAUGAGGAGGUCACUAAUAUGAAAUGUGGUUUGUACCGCGAAGAAAAAUCGAACAAACAAUUGUUGGCUCUGUCAAACGGCCAGAUUGUUUACAGAGGUCAUAGACCUGACCCUGAUGAAGCACCGACGUAUACCAUGCUGGCUAUUCACAACAAAAGAACAGGCAAGGUCCGAUUGGUCCAAGCUGAAAGAUGGCAGGUUGCCGCCGUACUAGACAAGGAAGUUGAAAGUAACAUCGAUUUAGAUGAAAAUAGAAUUGCUAUGCUACAUAAACAGUUUGGUUCGAAAAAAGUUAAAAGAAGAACCGAACAAAUCGAAAGGAUGAAAAUCGACGUAGAAACCGUUAAAGAACAGUUGGAAAAAACAGUUUCGAGUGUGAAUAUAGAAAGAUCGGAAUUAUCUCUACCGUCUUUGCAAGAUGAUUCAGUAACCAACAUGAACAUGCCCAAUUGUAACAGAAGUGCUUCCAGAGUAGAGGAUGUCUAUGACAUAAAUGAUAUCGUUCCUUUAGAAAAAUUAGAAACACUCCAUGAAGGAUGCAACUUUAUUUUACAUGAAAAAGUAGAAGGGAAAUCAAAGUUCUUUGAGAAAACUCUUAGCAAAUUAAAAUCAAAGGUCUGUGAUUUAAAUGAGAUCGCCAUCCUGCUUUAUAUGGAAGCUGUAGUUACAUGGCUGAGUAUGCCUAUCAAAGAUGCGAAAAAAAAAGGAUCAGACAUAUGCCCUUUGUCAACUGAUAUUAGUAAUCACGUCAUACAGUCGUACAGCGUACCCAGUGCCCAUGGAAGGCAACGUCCAAACACCAUGAGAGACAAGGGAAUGAUACAUUGCAUAAUCCUAGGCCUCAUGAUAUCAAACUACAAAUUAGAUUUGAAUCUAUUGACUACAAUUUUCAAAAACCGUGUCGGAAUCAAGAAGUUGGGAGAAUUGGCUAGAUUUGUUGGCGCCGUAUCAUCAAAAGAUGAUAAGAACAGUGUCAUACUUAAGCUACCUUUACCACCACAGUUGGUGGUCGCCAGGAAAGGGAAGAAAAAAGGAUGACAAAUUCUUAUGAAAUUAUACAGAGACAUAUUUGUAAAUAUCUAUUGUACUCAAUUUCAAAGCAAAGAACUGCUUUAAAAUAAUUUUAUGAAAUACAGAAAUGCAUGCGAAA
This is a messenger RNA of Athalia rosae (coleseed sawfly), 1399 nucleotides long. RefSeq lists its product as uncharacterized. NCBI's taxonomy places the organism in Eukaryota, Metazoa, Arthropoda, Insecta, Hymenoptera, Athaliidae. The transcript has 5 exons. Bases 154 to 1287 code for a protein of 377 amino acids. The record is from RefSeq and is a predicted model, not a curated record. Gene Ontology annotation, molecular function: DNA binding. Gene Ontology annotation, cellular component: RNA polymerase I complex. Gene Ontology annotation, biological process: transcription elongation by RNA polymerase I; RNA polymerase I preinitiation complex assembly; nucleolar large rRNA transcription by RNA polymerase I.